CAUUCUUAGUUCUUUUUAUUUUUGGGCAACAUCAAGUGAUUUCAUCAAAGGACAAAGAAGAAGAGUAGUAGAUUCCUCAAUUUGAAACUCAAAUAAGCCUCAAAAGCUAACAGACAACACAACAACAUUAGCUUUGCCACUUCAAACAUGCUCAAAAUGCUACAAAGAAUAAAGGUUGAGACCCCCUUUGGGGGGUCACCCCUUGACCCCCUUUAGUCCUGAUUGGUCAAUUUUUCCUUUUUUUUUUUUUUGGUUCACACCCAAUCCCCAAUCUCCAUGUGUAUGAGGGGAUUGUGGGGUAGGUGUUUUAAGGGGGUCUAAAUCAAUGCCCAUGCUACAAAUAAGACUCACCUUACACAUAAAUAUUGCCAUAUUGGUUGAAUUUGCAAAGUAGACAAAGAACAAGAAUGGGCAACAAUCCACAUCUUCUGAUUCUACCUUAUCCAGCACAAGGCCAUGUGAUUCCCCUCAUGGAGCUUGCUCAAUGCCUAGCCAAACAUGGAUUCAAAAUCACAUUUGUGAACACUGAAACUACUCACAAGCGCGUUGUGAAUGCCCUCGCAGAUGAUGAUGUUUUGGGGGAUCAUAUUCAUUUGGUUUCGAUUUCUGAUGGAUUGGAAACAUGGGAGAGGAAUGUGGCAGGGAAGUUGUCUGAGGCGAUCAUGACUGUCAUGCCCAGGAAAGUUGAGGAGCUAAUACGAGAGAUUAAUGGGUCGGAAGAAGAGGGUGAGAAGAUCAGUUGCAUUGUUGCUGAUCAGAGCCUCGGUUGGGCCAUGGAGGUUGGGAAGAAGGUGGGAAUCAAGCAAGCAGCGUUCUUGCCUGCUGCAGCCGCCUUGCUAGUCUUGGGAUUUAGCAUCCCGAAGCUGAUUGAUGACGGACUAAUUGAUCAAGAUGGAAUCCCAACAGAGAACCAGACGUUUCAGCUAUCUCCCUCCAUGCCAGUCAUGAACUCAACCAACCUCAUCUGGACCCGAAUGGGCAGCUCAACAAUGCAGAAAAUCAUAUUCCAAGUGAUGGAAAAAAACAACAAAGCAGUGAAAUCAGCAGACUGGCUCAUCUGCAACUCCACCCUCAACCUUGAGCCCGGCGCAUUCGCCUUGGCUCCACAAAUCCUACCCAUCGGCCCACUUCUGGCCCGCAAUCGCCUCGGGAACUCAGCUGGACACAUCUGGCCCGAAGACCCAACCUGCCUAAAGUGGCUCGAUCAACAACAACCAAACUCCGUAAUCUACGUUGCAUUUGGUAGCUUCGCAGUUUUCAACCCAACCCAAUUCGAAGAACUGGCGUUGGGGCUCGAAUUCACCCUCAGGCCGUUUCUGUGGGUGGUUCGAGCAGAAUCUGUUACGAAUGGAACCAAUUUUAAUUACCCAGAUGGGUUUUUAGAAAGAGUGGGGACCCGUAAGCGGGUGGUGGGGUGGGCCCCACAGCAGAAGGUGCUGAGUCACCCGUCCGUGGGGUGUUUUGUGAGUCAUUGCGGUUGGAACUCUGUCAUGGAAGGGGUGAGCAACGGAGUUCCUUUCUUGUGUUGGCCUUACUUUGCGGACCAAUUCAUUAACCAGAGUUACAUUUGUGAUGUUUGGAAGGUGGGGUUGGGGUUGGAGAGGGAUGAGAGUGGAAUUGUGAGAAAAGGAGAAAUUGAGAACAAGGUAGAUGAAGUGAUUGGAGAUGAUGGAUUUAGAGGAAGAGCUUUCGAGCUUAAGGAAUCCACGAUGAGAAAUGUUGGUGAAGGAGGAAGCUCUUACAAGAAUUUCAACAAUUUUGUUGAAUGGUUGAAGAAUUCAUAGAAAGUUGGUAACAA
Molecule: messenger RNA, 1798 nt
Organism: Camellia sinensis
Lineage: Eukaryota; Viridiplantae; Streptophyta; Magnoliopsida; Ericales; Theaceae
Product: UDP-glycosyltransferase 83A1
Molecular function (GO): quercetin 3-O-glucosyltransferase activity; quercetin 7-O-glucosyltransferase activity
Source: RefSeq, a predicted model, not a curated record